AUGGUUAACUGGACCCCAGAGCUCGUCUCAAAGUUCCUUAUCACGACCCUGCAACAGGUCUCUCCCCAGAUUUCUCGCGACGCCUGGAAGACAGUUGCAGACGCCAUGGGAUCAGAUAUCUCUGCUGAAGCGUGCCGUCAGAAGUACGCGAAACUACUAGGUGCCCAGGGUAUCGAGCUUGGUGCAGCGACCCCCAGCGCGGCAACUCCCGGUCCAGCGACUCCCAAGUCUGGUCGCAAGCGCAAGGCUACCGCUGGCACCGAGGCAACCCCAUCCAAGUCUGCUUCUGCAAAGAAGGCAAAGAAGGCACAGCCUGCUGUUGCACUCAAGACUAAAGAAUAUGAGGAUCAGGAGACGGAGUUGAUUAUUUCACCCAUUCCCUCUUUCAAAACGCUUGCCCCUGCUGAUGACUCUGACUAA
Messenger RNA from Talaromyces marneffei, 420 nucleotides. RefSeq lists its product as uncharacterized. NCBI's taxonomy places the organism in Eukaryota, Fungi, Ascomycota, Eurotiomycetes, Eurotiales, Trichocomaceae. The record is from RefSeq and is a predicted model, not a curated record. The coding region runs from base 1 to 420 and encodes 139 amino acids. The transcript has 2 exons.